Molecule: messenger RNA, 1638 nt
Organism: Periconia digitata
Lineage: Eukaryota; Fungi; Ascomycota; Dothideomycetes; Pleosporales; Periconiaceae
Source: the annotation of a GenBank genome assembly
AUGGCUUCGGCGUCGGGCGACUCCAAUCCGCAUGCCACCUUCAAAUUCCCCGCUUUCCAGCCCGACCUACUUCCGACUUACGAGGAGGAAGAGCCCUUCGGCAUCAGCUCUUCGCGCACCGCUAGCCCGAACCACGCAGCACAGCCAAAUGGCCAUGCGCUUCCCCCCGAUACCAGAUGGCAGCCGCGCAGGGACCAGAAAUGGACACAGGGACAAGGGCAAGCCAAUGGCUCGGCGCAUGCCCAUGGGCGACAGAAGAGCAUCUCCGAGGCCUUCAGGACGAUACGGACGCGAAAGGCGAGCGUCAGCCAGAAUGCUGCUGAACUCGCCGAUGCUUUGAGAGCCCCCGUGUCUACAAAGCUUGUGCUGCUGUGCUUAUUCUGGUACAUGACCUCCAUUUUCACAAACACCUCAUCCAAAGCCAUCCUCACGGCUCUACCGAAGCCAGUGACUCUCACACUUAUACAGUUCGCUUUUGUCUCGGGAUGGUGUUUGGUUCUGGCCGCACUGGCAAGGCGAUACCCCAGACUGAAGCAGACUCUGCCUUUCUUGAAAUACGGAAUCCGUCCACCGUCCCGAGAGCUGAUCAAAACCGUGCUGCCUCUUGCGCUCUUUCAAGUUGGCGGACAUGUGAUGAGUUCUGAUGCCACGCGCCGGAUUCCCGUAUCCUUGGUACACACCAUCAAGGGAUUAUCUCCGCUGUUGACCGUUGGAGCCUACCGUAUAUUCUUCCGGAUUCGAUACUCGAUUCCCACAUAUCUAUCCCUGAUCCCGCUUACCCUCGGUGUCAUCUUGGCAUGCUCUGCCGAUUUUAAUGCCAACUUUGUUGGGCUGAUUAUGGCUUUUGCAAGCGCCAUCUUGUUCGUCACACAAAAUAUCGUUUCCAAGAAACUGUUCAACGAAGCUGCAGCAGCUGAGAAAGAUGGUUUCGUUUCGAGCCGAGCAGCAAAGCCAGACAAGCUGAAUCUGCUCUGCUAUUCAUCUGGUCUCGCACUCCUGCUAACAGCUCCGCUUUGGCUGUGGUCCGAAGGGUUCACCUUGCUGCAUGAUUUCUUCAGCGAUGCGUCCAUAGACCUUUCCAACAAGCCUGGCGCAUAUGAUCACGGUCGUCUGCUUCUCGAGUUCCUGUUCAACGGCACCUUUCAUUUUGGACAGAACAUCGUGGCCUUUGUUCUCCUGUCCAUGAUUUCUCCAGUCACAUACUCUGUUGCCAGUCUCAUCAAGCGUGUUUUUGUCAUUGUAUUUGCCAUUAUUUGGUUUGGAAAACCGGUGACCGGAGUCCAAAUGUUCGGAUUUCUCCUGACAUUCUUGGGAUUGUACCUGUACGAUCGCACGUCGGAUGCGGCGAAGAAGGACAAGCAGGCGCGGGCACUCCAGUCCAAAGCAGAGGGAGCGCUGCUGCCUCUCACUACUGACGGUCUCCCCCGCCCCAACUUCACUGCCAGCCCCGCUACGUUCUCAGCCGGCGGAGCCUAUCCCAUGGUCCCUAGAGAGGACAAGAGAGACGACGAUGUGGGUCCCUCUGCCCGGCCACGUGGGAACUCAACACAGCGCAAGUGGCUGCCGCCGCCUGGCUCCAAACAGGGGGAGACUUGGAUAAACAACAAAUCUGCCGGGGUGGGCGUGUCUUAUGGCUGA